AUGGCUGAGCUCAAGUUCGAGACCCUGCAGGUCCACGCCGGCCAGCAGCCGGAUCCCACCACCAACAGCCGCGCGAUGCCUAUCUACGCAACAACCUCGUACACCUUCAACGACAGCAAGCACGGCGCCGAUCUGUUCGGUCUCCGCGCGUUCGGCAACAUCUACUCGAGGAUCAUGAACCCCACCAACGACGUGUUCGAGAAGCGCAUCUCCGCGCUCGAGGGCGGCGUGGGCGCCGUCGCCGUGUCCUCCGGAAUGUCCGCGCAGUUCCUCGCCAUCACCACCAUCUGUCAGCAGGGCGACAACAUCGUGUCCACCCCGUCCCUGUACGGCGGCACCUACAACCAGUUCAAGGUGACCCUCCCCAGGCUCGGCAUCAACGUCAAGUUCGCCAAGGACGACGAGCCCGCGUCGUUCGAGUCCCUCAUCGACUCCCACACCAAGGCCCUCUACGUGGAGACCAUCGGUAACCCCCGCUUCUCCGUCCCGGACUUCCGCGCGCUCAAGGCCAUCGCGUCCAAGCACGGCAUCCCGCUCAUCUGCGACAACACAUUCGGCGGCGGCGGGUACGUGUGCCAACCCCUCAGGCACGGCGCCGACAUCGUCGUCGAGUCCGCCACCAAGUGGAUCGGCGGCCACGGGACCACCGUCGGCGGCGUGAUCGUCGACGGCGGAACCAUGAACUGGAACAACGGCAAGCACCCCAUCUUCACCGAGCCGUCGCCCGGGUACCACGGCCUCAGGUUCUGGGACACCUUCGGACCCACCGGCGUUUUGGGCGUCAACGUCGCGUUCAUCAUGCGCUGCCGCGUCGAGGGACUCCGCGAUAUCGGCAUGUGCCAGAACCCGUUCGGAUCUUUCAACUUCCUCCUCGGCCUGGAGACGCUCAGCCUCCGCAUGGAGCGCCACUGCGGGAACACGAUGGCGCUCGCCAGGUACCUCCAGUCGCACCCCAUGGUGUCCUGGGUCAACUACCCGGGUCUCAGCGACCACCCCUUCCACCGCAAGGCGAACGAAUACUUCCGCAAGGACUGCUACGGCGCGGUGCUCACCUUCGGCGUCAAGGGUGGCCUCGGCCCCGGCACCAAGUUCAUCGACUCCCUCCGCCUGGCGUCGCAACUCGCCAACGUCGGCGACGCCAAGACUCUGGUGAUCCACCCGGCGUCCACCACCCACGAGCAGCUCACGGAGGCGGAGCAGAAGGCAUCGGGCGUGAGCCAGGACAUGAUCCGCGUCUCCGUCGGCAUCGAGCACAUAGACGACAUCGUCGCCGACUUUGCGCAGGCUCUCGAGGAGGCGAGAAACGCGCAUUAAUUAACGUUAGGCGGCGGAGAGGCGAGAUGGGUUGAACACGGUACACCUUCGUUUUUAUUAUCAACGCGGGUCUCACUUCAUAA
Micromonas commoda is the source of this 1397-nucleotide messenger RNA. RefSeq lists its product with no specific name. Gene Ontology annotation, biological process: transsulfuration. The transcript has 2 exons. The record is from RefSeq and is a predicted model, not a curated record. NCBI's taxonomy places the organism in Eukaryota, Viridiplantae, Chlorophyta, Mamiellophyceae, Mamiellales, Mamiellaceae. Gene Ontology annotation, molecular function: transferase activity, transferring alkyl or aryl (other than methyl) groups; pyridoxal phosphate binding. Bases 1 to 1314 code for a protein of 437 amino acids.